Messenger RNA from Acanthaster planci (crown-of-thorns starfish), 2391 nucleotides. RefSeq names its product myelin proteolipid protein-like. Gene Ontology annotation, biological process: neuron projection development. Gene Ontology annotation, cellular component: plasma membrane. The record is from RefSeq and is a predicted model, not a curated record. Lineage: Eukaryota; Metazoa; Echinodermata; Asteroidea; Valvatida; Acanthasteridae.
GGCAAGAAAAAUGGCCGUUUGGGAUGCUUUCUGCUGCUGGUAAUUUGAAAAUCAACUCCAAUUGACGAUGUUCUAGUGCAAACAAGUAUGCAUAGUUCCAUCCCGUAAUUUCGUCAUGCUUGCAACAAACGUCUAAAUACCGAAUUUUAUAUUCUUCGUUGCAAUAAGGACUGUUAUUUGCCAGGAUUUGCACCGUGAGGUCUACAUCAUAUUUUUGCAGACUUUAACCUCCCUCUCGUCAGCCAUUUUGUUUCUCCUGGUCAGAGAUGGAUCACGAAUCUGACGUAACGAAAAAUGAGGUGACUGUUGAUUACUACAGUCGAUUGCCUGGACCUUGUGGGGAUUGUUGCCUCAAGUUCCCUUGUCCAUCUGUCAUCGCCUGUGCCAUGAUGAUUGUGGGGGAUAUCCUCUUACUGGCUGGAUUUCACCUGGGUGCGGAGGAAGCCAAGUAUCUGUUUGCUGGGACACCGAUCACAGAGGCCUUUAACGUCUGGUUUACCGACGUCCAGAUUAUCAUCUACUGUGUCUCAGUGUUCAUGUUUAUCAUUGCAAUCGUCUUACUCGCUAUCAGUUGCCUGGGAACUGGGUCCACACGCUCUGUGUAUCUCUGCCGAUUCAAGACAAGACGAAGCGGCAGAUGCCAGACUGCUGUGUUCAUCCUGAUAGCCUACUUCCUGGUCUUUUGUUGGGUGACUGCCAUCUGUUUCGCUGUUGUGCCUGUCUUCUUCAUGUUUGUCAUGAAUCGUGGGGUAUGUCUUGGAGUCGAAAUGGAACAACAAACCUGCUUGAACCUUGUACAGUGGGCACUGCUUUCUCCCGAUACGCCGGUGGGGCUGGGGAAGGAACUGGUUUGUGACGACAAAAUGAGAAAUAUCUGCCAAAGUAAUAUGAUGCUGCUAUUCUCUCUAGCGUUCCUCGGCUGUCUUUUAAUCCUUCUGGCCUCGGUACAGUUUGUCGUGAGUAUGUCUGCCAACUUCGCUCAGUUACUUGACCGCUACAAGCGCGCCUACAUGUCAGAUACAGCGGGAUCAUAUAACAUGCGUUCGGGAGUCCGUAACAUCAUGCGAGGAAGCAAGCGAAAUGACACCGGACACACGCGUGCAGGUGCCCGUACUAAUGUCGCUCUGACCCGCUACGGCGCUGGCAACGGAGCCUACACGGGCAACGGCAAGUCUGAGGAGUCGGAGGCAGACCAGAGAUACAGCUCCUUAGAGAUGACCUCCUUCCGUAGACAAGAGGAACCACCACCGCCUAAUCCACCUCCAUACAUCCCAUCAACUCGGGAACCGCUGUCCAACUUACAGCACCGUGCGCGUUCGUACGAUCCGUUGGAUUACAAUGACUAUAACACCGGUCAGCUAAAUACAUCAAGGGUCAAAAACAUGAGUAGAUCCGCCGAACCAAUUGACUUUGGAGGUCAGUAUGAUCGAUAUGAUAGGUACAAUGAAUAUGACGUGUGAAUAGAACAUGGUGUCACUGGUUUCAAUGAAUGUUUUCCCAAACAUCAACUCACAUUUUGAUGGCUCUUUGCUACUUCGAAUUUAGCGCUGUUGGGUUGUUUGUUUGUUUGUUUGUUUGUUUGUUUUGUUUGUUUGCUUGUUUGUUUUAAGCGGAGAGAGAGAUAAAAAAAAGAAUAAUGGAAACUUCAGCAAUUGUUAGACAUAAUGCUUUUUACUCAGAUCCAGAGUCGUUCUACUUUGAAAAUGUAGCUCAUUCAGACUGAGCACCUGAUGUCUUAUAAACGUAAAGAUAACUGAGCAGUUUAGCUUUUUAUUUUUGAAAACUCGCGAAUACUUUCUCUUUUUUUGUGUUUGCUAUUUUAAGCAUUACGACAAUAUUUGACAUUAAACAUACAUUGAAAUAAUCUUCAGCUGUUCUGCACACUGUACAUAUCAAAUUCGAGUCGAAAGUUUAAUUACAUAGAAUUUGUUGUGUUUUAAUGUGUACUUUUCUUGAACUGGAAUGACAUUUUUUCCUUUGGUACAGCUUGUGUUGUGUAUGAAUGAACAAGCAAUUGUUUCUUGGAAUUCAGUGGAACAACUUAGAUAGAUUAGCCUAAAAGAAGACUAUCAAACUAGAAUAGACGACGUGUGCUGAAAACUCAUUCAUGUCAACGAACCUGAUAAUGUUUAGGUUCCAAUAAGAACCCAAUAAGUUCGAAUAAGUUCACCAAAUUGUAAGUUCACCAACAUCAUUGUAUACCAUCACUUUUUGUCAUUUUUUUCCAGUAAAAUCCAAAGUUAUACCUAUUUUGUGUCAUGAUGACUAUUUUGUCAUAAGACAAAUGUAAAGAAAGACGUGCCAAGCCAAAAGAAGUUUAAUUUCAUUACGAAAUCAUAUCUGUACAUAUCUUGAAUGAAUAAAGCAAUGAACGUUUGAUAAAGAUGAUUA